UGACGUACAAGGAAAAAGAGACACCGCAAAGGAAGGAGAUCCCAGCGCUGUUUUUACUCCCGCCCCAUUCAAGUGCAUUCAUCCUGGCGAUUUCUGCAGCUGAGCGGGAGGAGGAGCUUCACCAAGGCCCACAGCAAAAAUGGAGGACUGAGUAGAGCUCUCAGACCAUUUCCUCGUGCUAGUAACACACUCCUCCUCCUCCCUGUGUUGGUGAAUGUGUGCUUCUGCUGCUGUCCCUGCCUGCACUGAACAAAGAUAAUUACUCAGGAAAUAUUUCAACCAAUCCGGCACCAGCUUGGAUCCUGUCUGUCAGCCGCACAGCCAAUCAGAAUCGGCUUAACAUCUGCGGGCCCGAUCGCCUUGCCUGAAGAGCAGAGCCUUCCUGAGUGUCCUCCAUGUUUUAUAAGUGUUGAUAUAACAAGUGUGCCAUGCAUCCACAAAGUCUGGCUGAGGAGGAGAUAAAGGCAGAGGCUGAUGUGGUAGAAGGAAUGGAUGCGUCAACACGACCUAAAGUCCUGGAUCCACCAGGCUCUGCCCCUCAGAAAAGAAAAAUCUCUAGUCCCACUCACUCCUCCAAUGGCCACUCUCCCUCCGACACGUCGCCCAGCCCCCACAAGAAGAAGAAGAAGCCCGGUGCUGUCAACAACAGUAACAAAGAUCAGUCAGAGCUAAGACAUGGUCCCUUUUACUAUAUGAAGCAGCCAGCACUCACCACAGACCCUGUUGAUGUUGUACCGCAGGACGGCAGGAACGACUUCUACUGCUGGCUGUGCCACCGCGAGGGCCAGGUGCUCUGCUGUGAGCUCUGCCCCAGGGUGUACCACGCCAAGUGCCUCAAACUGCCUGCCGAGCCCGAGGGCGACUGGUUUUGCCCCGAAUGUGAGAAAAUAACGGUUGCUGAAUGCAUUGAAACGCAGAGCAAAGCAAUGACAAUGUUGAACAUAGACCAACUCUCCUAUUUGCUGAAAUUUGCACUCCAGAAGAUUAAACAGCCUGGGACUGAGCCUUUUCACAAACCUGUAUCUCUGGAACAACAUCCAGAUUAUGCAGAGUACAUCUUCCACCCAAUGGACCUGUGCACCUUAGAAAAGAAUAUAAAAAAGAAAAUGUAUGGCUGCACAGAAGCUUUUCUUGCAGAUAUGAAAUGGAUAUUACACAACUGCAUUAUUUAUAAUGGAGCGAAUCAUAAAUUAACAGCAACUGCAAAGGUUAUAGUAAAGAUCUGUGAACAUGAGAUGAAUGAGAUUGAAGUGUGUCCAGAAUGUUACUUGUCUUCAUGUCAGAAAAGAGAAAACUGGUUUUGUGAGCCAUGUAGUCAGCCUCACCCUUUGGUCUGGGCAAAGUUAAAAGGUUUCCCCUUCUGGCCAGCAAAAGCACUUCGGGAAAAGGACGGUCAGGUUGAUGCUCGAUUCUUUGGACAACAUGACAGAGCUUGGGUUCCAAUCAACAACUGCUAUCUAAUGUCUAAAGAAAUCCCAUUUUCUGUGAAGAAGACAAAGAGCAUUUUCAACAGCGCCAUGCAGGAGAUGGAGGUUUACGUGGAAAACAUUCGCAAGAAAUUUGGGGUUUUCAAUUAUGCACCUUUCAGAACUCCUUACACCCCCAACAACCAACUACAGAUGCUGCUAGACCCCAAUAACCCAAGUGGAGGGACGGUUAAAAUUGAGAAACCUGAAAAACUUCGGUUAAACUUCGACACUACGGCGUCUCCUAAAAUGGUGCUUAGUAAGAGUUCUAGUGGGAUGGGGAGGAGGGUGUCCAUGACGGAUAUGCCGCGGUCUCCCAUGAGCACUAACUCCUCUGUGCACACGGGGUCAGAUGGAGAGCAGGACACGGAAAAGGCCAUCAGGAACCCAGCAUUCCACUACAGCACCGGGGAGGAGUCUAUGGACUGUACAGCUUCACCUAUGUCAGGAAAGAUGGGUACUGCGGGAAGCACAACAGGAAGUCCAAAACCGAGCUUAGUACCAAAACAAGAGCGGACAGCAGGCACAGGGGGCAUUCUCAAUCUCAAUCUCGAUCGUGUAAAGGCUGAGAUGGACCUGAAAGAGCUAAGUGAAACUGUUCAACAGCAGCAGCAACAACAGCAGGGGGCAACAGUCGCCCCGGCAACCCCCAAACGACCUCUGAGGAGCCUGGACAAGACUAUUGAAAGCUGCAAGGCACAACUAGGUAUUGAUGAGAUCUCUGAAGAUGUGUACAAAGACGUGGAUCACAGCGAUUCUGAGGAUUCAGACAAAUCUGAUUCCAGUGACAGUGAGUACUUAAGUGAUGAUGAGCACAAGCCAAAGAGCUCCACACAACACAAGGACAAACCCGACCGAAAAAGGCCCAAAACCACCACAGAGACGGGGGACAGUAAGGAGGCUGAAGCAGGCACGGGCGACAAAACUAUCACUGAAGAUAAGCCAAGUGUUAGCGUUAGCAAUUCAGACACCCAGGACAAAACCAAGGUCCCACAGUCUCCACUGGAAAAGGCCCGGGUGCCAGAGGAGGGGAGGACGUCAUCAAAAGCAGCAGAUCAGGACUCAGACUCGGAGCGGGAGCUGGUGAUUGAUUUAGGAGAAGAACAUGGAGGACGGGACUCGAAAAGGGCGAGAAGAGAUCCAGGAGCAGCCAAGAAAGAAGCCACAGCAAAAUCUGAAGCUUCAUCGGCCUCCAGUCAAAAGGACUCAUUGCAGCCUGUGCUCACAGCCGCCCUAAACCUGGCUACAGCCUCUGCACCAAACCACUCCUCCACAACCACCAACAAUACAACCAGCACCCCUCCUCCUGCUCCUGUCUCCUCACCCUCUCCAGCACCCCCAAAGAAACAGCGCCCUCUGCUGCCCAAAGACACUGCUCCACAACCGACACAACAACCUGCCGUAGUGUGGACCCCAUCAAAGCUUCAGACCCAAAAAUAUCACACUCAGAAAGUUCAAAAGCAGCAACAGCACGGAGAGACGUCAACAGUACAAUCUGUUCAAACACGCAGUCCACAGCAUCUGCAGCAAAACUCCACCUCCAGCACUCGCUAUCAGACCAGACAAGCUGUCAAAGGGCAACAGAAAGACACACCUCAAAAUGCACUCUCCACCAGCAGUUCUUCCUACGUGUCUGGAGAUGUGCAGAUCCCAACGGUGUCAGCUGAUGUAGCGGCCGACAUAGCAAAGUAUACUAACAAGAUAAUGGACACAAUCAAAGGAACAAUGACUGAAAUAUACAAUGAUCUCUCAAAAAGCACAUCCGGAAACACAAUUGCUGAGAUUCGCCGAUUACGGAUAGAAAUUGAGAAGCUUCAGUGGUUACAUCAGCAGGAGUUAGCAGAAAUGAAACACAACUUAGAGCUAACCAUGGCGGAGAUGAGGCAGAGUCUGGAGCAGGAGAGGGACCGUUUGGUGGCAGAGGUGAAGAAGCAGAUGGAGGUAGAGAAACAGCAGGCCGUGGACGAGACCAAAAAGAAACAGUGGUGCGCCAACUGCAGGAAGGAGGCCAUUUUCUACUGCUGCUGGAACACAAGCUACUGCGACUACCCCUGUCAGCAGGCGCACUGGCCCGAGCACAUGAAGUCCUGCACACAGUCAGCCACAGCGUCACAGCAAGAGCCGGAGGGAGAGACCAGUUCAGACCCUUCCCUUAAAUCUUCAGGACUGUCUCCGGCUGCUCAAACACUGGCCCCUGGAGCGGUGACAGAGAAGAGCGUCUCUCCUUCGUGUGUGGACAAAAACAAAGAAGGUGCCAGUGUAACAGUGACCUAAUGCAUCGUCCUUCUGGAACUGACUGAAAUAAACACUGCAAAAAUAGACUAUCACAUGAGUUUAAAUGACUUGAAUUCAGAAAAUGUAUUUUGAUUUGAGUUAUUUUGACUAGUUUAGAUUUAUUAGUUAUCAGGACUAGAUCAAUCAAACCACCAAGCUUUGGAUUUCAGGGGCAAACAUUCUGCUCUGCAUGAAACAAGUAUUAAACAAAUAAUAUUGAAACCAGUUAAAUAAUUUAAGCCUACUAACUAAUAAAAAUGAAGUAAUCAAAAACACUCAAUUUAAUAUUUAAGUCAUUUUAACUUGUGCUAUAUAGCUUUUUUUGUGGUGGAACACAGGUGUUGGAACUGUAGUCAACACUUGCACCCUGCACUUCUGUGACAAAUCAACUGUUUUUCCAUUCCUUUCAAUUUUGUGAUUGGACAUUUGAUCUUAGGCAGUGUCUUUAAGUCAAGUGAAAUCUCUGUGGAAGUAAUUUGUCCAAACCGUGAGUCUGUUUAGUUUGUGGUGGCGCUAAAAUACUUUCUUUCAAAAACAGGACUGUAUGAACAUGUUUUGUUGAAUCUAAAGCUGAAAAUAUAGUGCAUUUCUCAAGUACUAUGUUUAUAUUAUCUUGUCAAUUUACACAAUUUGGGUUAAAUUAGCGACUUUAAGUGCGUAUGACAGGUUUUCAUGUUUUUCUAAUUAUUGCUUGGUUUGGUGGAAUAGAACCCGUGGUAAGUAUUUAUCACAGUUUUCAUCAGUUAAUUGGAAAAAAAGUUGAGAAGAAAAGUACAAAAAUACAGGAAGUAUUGAAGAGUUUGAAAACCGAAUACCUCUGCCUAUGUCAUCAACCCAGAAAAUUACAACCAAAAUGCAGGGACAAUUUACACACAAAAUAGGCACUUUUUUGACAGUUUAAACCUUCAUUUAAAAAAUGUAUGACCUUAACCUACUUUUAUGUAUGUCACAACUGCUACCCAUGUCCAACCAGGAAGUAAAAUAAUAAACUUCAGCAGGAUUUAAAAAUAGACAAAACUAGGCAAUUUCUAAAAGUAAAAUAUUAAUUGUCAUUAUGUUAACUAUGUUUUAUUGGAAAAGUACUUUAACCUGUCAUAUGCACUUUAAGCAGUUCUCUAUCAUGGUGCCAUUUCAUUCUUAAGUUAUGCAAUUUCACACGAUGGUUUUAAGCAGUGUUUGGGUAUAUUUGGGUUUAACACUGUUUUCAACCUUCAUUGCAUUUACCAGUUUUGUAUUGUAGUUCCAGAUUACAAGUAUACAGAAAAUAUGUGUGAUUAUUAAAAAUAAUUAAAAUGUAAACUGUACAUAUUUGUAAGAAAAUACAAACAAUAUUUAUAGUGUAUGUUUUAUAGUAUGUUCAAUUAUAUCAUAUUUCUACAUGUCUAAAAUUUAUUUGAGAACAAGUAAAAGACUUCUUAUGAAUGUCUGCAGCGCUCUCUCCUCAGCUCAUUCAAAGUCUGCCUGUGCUAGAGGUUGCAGUUUGGUUGUACAUUGAUUUGUGAGCAUGUCUGUUUUAUAUGGUUUAUGUUAUUGUUUACAUAUUGUACAUAAAAUAAAUGGAUUUGUGUAUAAAAUAAUAGUUG
Molecule: messenger RNA, 5323 nt
Organism: Periophthalmus magnuspinnatus
Lineage: Eukaryota; Metazoa; Chordata; Actinopteri; Gobiiformes; Gobiidae
Product: MYND-type zinc finger-containing chromatin reader ZMYND8-like
Exons: 22
Coding region: 429-3740 (1103 amino acids)
Biological process (GO): regulation of DNA-templated transcription
Molecular function (GO): protein binding
Source: RefSeq, a predicted model, not a curated record